Colletotrichum godetiae is the source of this 2317-nucleotide messenger RNA. RefSeq lists its product as uncharacterized. The record is from RefSeq and is a predicted model, not a curated record. Gene Ontology annotation, molecular function: protein binding. Lineage: Eukaryota; Fungi; Ascomycota; Sordariomycetes; Glomerellales; Glomerellaceae. The coding region runs from base 49 to 1998 and encodes 649 amino acids. The transcript is spliced from 4 exons.
AUUGACCCCACAACCAACUUCUCCCACGUCUUCUCCUCCACAUCGACCAUGAGUCCCCGUAUAUGCUCGUGCGCUCUCUGUGGGUGGGUCGUUGUCGAUGCACCAGGCAGCGUUUCUUGGUUGAAUCAGUUCCGCGGAGUCACUUCCAGUCCAACCGGUGUUAUUCUUACCGGUGUUGGCUUAUACAAUGAUCCGGGAAGGGGCGCAUUCAUCGCCCCAGUCGACAGCAACGGUCGAUGGGAUGACCCAACCUAUGACAAUCCAGAUGAAGACCAAUUUGGGGCUGUGGGCUUUCCUCCAGUCAACGGAAGAUACGGCUUUAUUUUCCAUGACGCAUGCUGGGACCUCUUGGAGAAGGCCUUCCAUCAAAGCCUAGUCCCCUUAUCGAGAUUAUUCGACGUCUGCGAAUCACUCCCAUUUCCGCUACUGUCAGUAAGCAUCAGCUGGGGCCACAACUAUGGAGGGGCUAGUAUCGUCGAUAAUGAACACCACUUUCCGUUCGAGGACAGAUUUUCCGACCGAGACUACAUGGACCCCGAUCCCGUUCUCAUCGCCAACCCAUGCGACGCUGAGGAGGCUCACCACCUGCUCAUCGAGGACCCUGAACAGCCGCCAAAUCUAGAAGGGCCUAGUUUCAAUGCAACAUCGCCGGAACGAGACAGCUUCCAGGCGCUGCCAGAAGAGCUACGGUCGGCAAUCGCCAUUUGCCUGCCGACCUUGGAUGUAUUGAACCUACGACUAGCCUCACGUUCGUUCUGGACGACUUUCAGCAAUCAACAGUUCUGGGCCUCGAGAUUCAAAUACAAUUCAGACCGCUCAUGGCUUUUUGAAUCCCAGGACGGGGCUCAGCCUCGGGACUGGAGAUGGCUGUACCAUCGAACGAAUAAUGUGCGCAUAGGUCCUAGCCUCCAGAACAGGGUUCGCAUUUGGAAUCUGGCCCAGAAAAUUGUGGCGGCUCUAGAUUUCCAAUGGAUCGACAGUGGUUCAGAACCUUCCCAGAAGCAAGACGCGGCACAGUGUUUAAAAGUGUCUGGCGAUUUGUGGGAGAAACCGAGUGGACCUCACCACUCCCGCUUGGAAAAGGGUUGUCUUCUCCGUCAAACGUACCACCUGACGAUCCCUGACAAGUUAUCGCGGCUUUCUAUCUGGUCUGUUCCUAUAGGAGACAUACAGUACAUCGCUGGACUAAAGUUUACCACAACACCGGGCGAUGCAUUUCAAAUAGGCUACCAAACUACAUUCGAGCAGUCCGUGGAAAUCACAGACAUAUACGGCUUCAAAUUAGCUGUGGGAGAAAGGGGGGUUCAAGCUUUGCAGUGCGUCAAUCAGAAUUCCGAGACCUCCCACUGGAUCGGCAAUCCGGAGAUGUCUCUCAAGACGCUGCGCUUCAACGCAGGCGAGCGCAUCAACAGUCUUGAUAUUGGGUUUGAUGGUUGCAAAAUUGUAAGCUUGGCUAUCUCUCCACAGUCUCCAUCUCUCGUAAGACUAGAACAGGAUGAGAAGAGAUUGAGAAAUUUGGGGAUGUGGUACCCUGAGAUCCCGGGACCAAACCUCUGCUUGAACGAAGCUUCUUUCCCUCCUAGAGAACAUUAUCUAGACGGAUUUAAACCGCUAUUCUGGACCUCCUUCGGUGGCCCAGGCGGUAUCCAUCUUCGAAGACUUAUCAAUCUUAAAGUCAUCCUCGGCGCCGCUGGCAUACGCCGUAUCGACUUCACGUACGAUACCCCGGCACUAGACCGAGCGUUUGGUUGCCAAAUGCCUGGAGAGUGGACAAAGGAAAUAGAGUUCACGAUUGACGGGCCAGGAGGCGAGUUCAUCAAUGCGAUCGAGAUUCUUCAGGAGGAUGUUGACCCUGACGAUGCCUAUACAUGGAUGGUCGAAGAAGGGUUCAUAGCUGCAUUCAAGGUUAGUCGCCCACGUUCACUUGCCCGUCGCCCAAUGUCUUCCGGGAGACUUACGAUAAACAAAUUACGUGGAGGUGUCCACGAACCGAGCUAGAUCCUGCUUCUUCUCCUUUCACACCGACCCGCCGAGCAGUGCUUCUUAUCUAGUCACUGCAGCUCCUGGAGAGGUCAUCACCGGGUUUUACGGAAGUCAACGUUCUCAUGAGGGUAGUAGUAUUUCGGCUCUAGGUGUCAUCUCGGAAGCUAUUGAAGGAAGUUAGGGUUUGAGUAUAUCACAGGACAAGGUAGAAUCUAUCAAUUGGACGCGAGGCCGAGGAUGACUAGAAUUACGUUAUCGUCUAAGUGUUGAAGUCAUGACAUUUAAUUCGCUACUUCAGCCUCUUUUCCUCUAGGGAAAGUCUGAUUAACCUCCC